Messenger RNA from Exophiala oligosperma, 956 nucleotides. RefSeq lists its product as uncharacterized. Bases 33 to 611 code for a protein of 192 amino acids. NCBI's taxonomy places the organism in Eukaryota, Fungi, Ascomycota, Eurotiomycetes, Chaetothyriales, Herpotrichiellaceae. Gene Ontology annotation, cellular component: mitochondrion; mitochondrial inner membrane. The record is from RefSeq and is a predicted model, not a curated record. Gene Ontology annotation, biological process: mitochondrial respiratory chain complex IV assembly. The transcript is spliced from 2 exons.
GUUGAUGCUAGGUCAACACCAUCACAACCACCAUGGCCGACGAUACACGAGAAGAACAAAAUGUGACUCCAGAUGACCCAGCGCAGCCCGCGCGCCGUCCAAAGCGACGACACGACAUCCCUAAAUCUCAAGCCCAGAAGAUGUGGGAUGCGCUCGGGAGCCCGUCAGAUCCUGCAAAUGAAAUGCCCGGAGGUACAUACAAUUCAGCUGGCGGCAGACCGGCAGAGGUGUCUUGGAAGGAUGCAUUCAAAUUCUCGUAUCAAGGUAAAGGCCCAGCCUGGUAUCAGACACCUUGUGCGAGAGAUUCCUUGCUGGUCGGCAUCGCUGCUGGGGGCGGAGUUGGAGGCUUGCGAUUUAUUUUAAAAGGACUUUCGUCUAUGUUGGUGACCUCCAACUGGGCAGUCGGGGGGUUUGUGCUCACAGCUAGUGGCAUGUACGCCUGGUGCGAACGUAGACGAAGGGAGGAGCAGCGAGGCAUUGCUCAAGCUGUUAUUGGAAUGAAAAUGUUACAAGAGAAGAAAGCCCGAGAAAGAGCUGCCGCAGAAGCAAAAGCGAAAGAAGAGGAGGAAGCUCUGAAAAAGCAGAGCCAGAGAUGGUACAAGUUCUGGUGAGAAAAAUUACUGUCUUGCUUAUCAUGCAUCUGCAGGCGUUCUGGGAUGAUAAUGUACACUAUUUGCUGCUGGACGCAGUUAGCGCAUCUGAACGUUGGAAUAUCUCGAAUAUUUUGAAGACUGUUUCAUCGCGGGUGUCCUGGGAAAAUCAACCAUCCUCAAAAUGGACGCGGACACUUUUGCGUGGAGAGUUAUCAAGAGACGGCACAUCCUCUCUAUCGCUUAUGAAGCGUUUUCUCCUCUCACUUCUCUGUUGCCUCGCUUCGCGUGCCUCUCGAUUUUUAUACUCCUCCAGUUGUUGUUUCCUCCGUCGCGAUCUGGACCAUGCGAUAGCAGGCGUUGGGC